AUGGCUAAGCAGGCUCUAAGGAGCACUCUGUGGCUUCUGCCAAGCAUCUUACUGUGUUUCCCAUUCUGUCCUCCCUUGAGUGGCCAGCAUGUGACUGAGUUGCCAGGUGUGCUCCACUGCGGGUUACAGAGCUUCCAGUUUAUUGUGAACCUCAGCCUGGAGGCAGAGAGUCCCGUGCUAACAGCUUGGGAUAGCCAAGGGCUGCCCCACAGGCUUAAGAAUGACUCUGAUGGUACAUGGGUGAUGGACAGAACUGAUGGAUUUUUGGUAUUGGAAGCCACCUACAAUGUCACUCUAGAAGGCUCCCAUUAUGUCAUGAUGGUCGGUGUGCAAGAGGUAGAUGUAGCUGGAAAUAUGACAGGAACAAGAGAGAGACUGCUUAAGUGCCCUUUGGAUCUUCACAGUAAGUCUCGAGAUGCACCAAGUGCUGAAGUGUGCACCUGUGCUCCCUCGCCCAUCUCCAGAGGAGACUGUGAAGAGGUGGUCUGCUGCUACAGCUCUGAAGAGGAAAAGGAAGGUUCCUGUUACUAUGGAAACACAGUGACCUCCCGUUGUACCAGGGAGGGCUGCUUUUCCAUUGCUGUGUUCAGGAAUGCAACCUCGCCACCCCUGCACUUGGAUUCCCUAUCCUUGCUCUUCAGGAACAGCAGUGGGUGUGAUCCUGUGAUGAUGACAUCCACCUUUGUCCUGUUCCAAUUUCCAUUUACUUCCUGUGGGAACACACGGCAGGUUACUGGAGACCAGGCCGUGUACAAAAAUGAGCUAGUGGCCAUUUGGGAUGUGCAAGCUUGGGGCAGAAGCUCUAUUACCCGAGACAGCAACUUCAGUCUCUGAGUCAGCUGUACUUACUCUGCUCUCAGCAACACAUCCCCAAUUAACAUGCAAGUGCUGGCUCUCCCACCACCCCUUUCUAAGACUGAGGCUGGGCCCCUCUCUCUGGAAUUUCAGAUUGCCAAGGAUAAAAGCUAUGGUUCUUACUAUGGUUCUGAUGCCUACCUACUGGUAAAAUUCCUCAAAGAUCCUUUUUAUGUGGAGGUCUCCAUCAUUCACAGAACAGGCCCCUCAUUGGGUCUGCUGCUAGAGCAAUGUUGGGCCACACCUGGCUCUAAUCCUUUUCAUCAACCACAAUGGCCAAUCCUGGUGAAGGGAUGCCCAUAUGCUGGAGACAACUAUCGGACCAAAAGGAUCCCUGUCCAGAAAGCAUCAAGUCCCUUUCUGUCUCAUCACCAGCACUUCAGCAUAGCUACCUUCAGCUUCAUAAGUGCUGUAAUGGAGAAGCAGGUUUUAAGUGGACAGGUAUACCUGCACUGCAGUGCAUCAGUCUGCCAGCCUGCUGGGAUGCCAUCCUGUGCGAUAGUCUGUCCUGCUUCCAGGAGUGAGUACCUAAGCUGUCUACAUUUCAGACCUAGCUCUCGUACCAGCAUAUCUAGCAAAGGUCCCGUGAUCCUCCUCCAAGCCUCUAAGGACUCUGAAGACAUGCUUCCUAGACACUCGAGCACCCCUGUGGAUUCUACUGCUCUGUGAGUAAUGGGGCUUUCUGCAACCGUGAUCAUCAUUGGAGUCUUGGUAGUAUCCUACUUGGCCAUCAGAAAAUGGAUAUAA
This is a messenger RNA of Mus caroli (Ryukyu mouse), 1602 nucleotides long. It is a transcript of the gene Zp4, whose product is annotated as zona pellucida glycoprotein 4. Gene Ontology annotation, molecular function: acrosin binding; structural constituent of egg coat. The record is from RefSeq and is a predicted model, not a curated record. Gene Ontology annotation, cellular component: egg coat. Lineage: Eukaryota; Metazoa; Chordata; Mammalia; Rodentia; Muridae. Gene Ontology annotation, biological process: prevention of polyspermy; binding of sperm to zona pellucida.